AUGACCAGAUCGGAUUUGUUCUUGGGACAAGACCAAGACUUCAAGACAGCCCCUCUACACAAUUCUGCCUUGAAACCGCUCUUUAUCACUUCUAUAACGGUAGAUGGUGACAAUAAGUCUAGUCCUUUGUCGGACGCCGUUUUCAAGUCAGUGCUUGAACCGGUACUUUCACAGCCUUUACAGACCUUGGAGCAGUCGGUGACCAAUUUUUCCGAUAUUAAGCGUAAAUUGGUGUUCACCGGACUGUUCAAAGACGUGAGAGUGGUUUUAGACAAGGAAACUGAAGCAUCCGGACUUGACAAAAUCCCUGAAGAUGCCAUUAAAGACUAUAGUCUUGAAAGUCCCAUUCCAACUGCUGCCAAAAUUGUUCUUUCACCUAUAGAGCUCAACAAGGCCACUGCCACUUCCACAACCAGCGACUCGAUCUCUGCGUUCGGAAGCCGUUACUCUGUGAUCAAUGCUCUUGGAAGGGCCGAAAUUCUGACGUUGCAAAACCAACUAAGAUUCGUGCCGUUCAAGGGUUCUGUGGAUGAAAACUCAUUGGAGGCCAAACUUGUGGUGCCCCUCCAAAAAAAUCCAUCCGUCAAGGCUGUGGUUGACGCCAACUAUGCCAAGAUCGAUCUCCGAGACGUACAUUUCGUCGAGUCUCACGACCGCACACUACAAAAUCAGGCUUCUGUUAACAUAGGAGUGCAAAAAGCGUGGCUCUCGGGAAAGUUCGAGUGCAUCCCUACUUUUUACAAUGGCCUUUCAAUUGUGGCCAGAAACUUCAAAGAUCCGUUCUCGGCCUCAACUGCUGCUGCUGAUACACCAUAUGUGAAGAAUAGUUUGGUGUCACAUUUUUCAUUUGACAAUAGGCAGUUUUUUGGACUGUUUCCAUCGUCUGGUGUGAAGUUUGCUCUCAACAACGAAUACGUGCUUUCGCAAAAGCAGGAGAAUGAGUCAGUCUCAACCACGGGCCAUGGAGGUAGUUUCAACAAGAUCGCGUUGACACUACAAGCUCAACGUUCUUUUUUCAAAAACAUGGUGAUUAACUCGCUAGACUUUGCAUGCGGAGGAAUCGUGCCUCUUGGCGAAACUGCAAGCAAGGUUCACCACAUUGAUAAGUUUUACUUGGGAGGGCUUUCCAGCCUAAAGGGUUUUUGCAGAAACGAAGUCGGGUCAAAUGGUGGUGAUUUUUUUUACAAAUUGCAAGUGGCUUCUUCGUUCAAGCUCCCCAACACUCCUAUUGACUCUCCGUUGAGACUUCAAUGUUUUCUCAACGGUGGUGAUGUUUUCUCAGCAAAACCUUCUACUUUUUCCUACGCAGCCAGUUCCGGUCUUUCGCUACUUUACAAAAGCUCUGUAGCAAACAUGGACCUGACCUACGCUCUGCCCAUCACAAACAGACCACAAGACGUGGCUAAGCCGGGCUUUUCCUUUGGCGUAUCGCUUUCGCUGUUUUGA
Molecule: messenger RNA, 1446 nt
Organism: Lachancea sp. 'fantastica'
Lineage: Eukaryota; Fungi; Ascomycota; Saccharomycetes; Saccharomycetales; Saccharomycetaceae
Source: the annotation of a GenBank genome assembly